AUAGAAGCAGACAAUGUCAACAAUAAGCCACGGCAAGUAGAGUAAGCUUAAAGAGUAGCUUCAUCUCGAUUUCCUUUGAUUGAUGUUCCCCCAAAGCGCCAUGAAUAAUUCGGCUCAGCUCGAGACUCACGCUAGAGAGCUUUCGGCCGCCAUCAGAAGCCUCACUGCGUAUUGCCAAAAUGCUCAGGCUCCUUUGGACAUCGCAAGCGCGGGUCCACCACAAUUGAUCCCCCCCAAUGCACCAAAAGAAGCUCAUCGUGCUAGAGAUGCCGCACUGGCAAGUCUCACCAAGCUCCAGAUAUUGUUGGCUGGUCCGACGGACUUUUUACAGCAAAUGGCUGGUCAAGUAUACACAGCUAUUCUCCACUCCAGAGUACCGUGACUCAGCUAAUUCUGAUUGCAUAAAACAGACCCAAGUGCUCGCCUGCAUCCAGUGGCUGGGGGAAUUCCAAGUGCCCGCCUGUAUCCCUCUAGACGGCAGUGCAGUGAUGAAAGACGUAGCAGAUCUCAUCGGCGUCCCAGAGUCGCAAUUUUCUCGCAUCGUCCGAAUGGCCACCACGGCUGGAUUUCUGCACGAGCCUCAGCCGGGAUAUAUAGCUCACAGCGCCUUGUCGGCGGCGUUCGUUACGAAGCCGUCAUAUCUAGACGCCGCCAUGUUUCUGGCGGGCACGGCCGCUCCAGCUGCGUUGCAAAUGCCGGCCGUUACCAAACAGUGCUCCGGACCGAGCAAAAAUGAUGCACUCAACGUCGCUUCUCAUAGCCCGCCUUUUGCAAAUCCAGGCGAAACUCAACUUCCCCGGCUUCAGCGUCAGUGGGAUGCGUAUCUCCGAUACGGAGCGGGGUAUAUUUGCAAUACAGCGACAGAUAUUCUGACCUGUCUUGAGCCCCUCCGGAUGAAAAAUGCGUCUGUUGUCGAGGUUGGAGCACGAUCAACUGAACGAGCGAUAGCACUGGCAAAUGAAUAUCCGACACUCCAUUUCACAGUCCAAUUAAACUCAGCACACGCUUCGCCUCCCAUCAGGAACGGAGCAUCAACUUUAAAACUCGACAGGACGCGACAUCCUCGCGUUACCAUACAGCAUCGAGUCCCUGGAACCCCACAGACAAUCCAGGAUGCAGCAGUUUACAUAAUAAACUUCCCCUCGCCGACACCGGGGAUAUCAUCCACUUCACUCGCAGCACAAAUAAGCAGCGAACUGAGAGCGCAUUUGAAUGCGCUUUGUCUGAAUCGGUCAGCCACGUUGGUGAUUACCGCACCUUCAUUUCCGGAACGUGGGUCAGCCAGUUCUGAAGCGGCAACCCUGACGCGGAUACGAGAUUUGUCGUUAUUGCAACUGGCCAAUGAGCGGGAACUGGAGAUAUCAGAGGCCAUGAAUUUGCUAGAUGGAGCUACUGACGGGGAGGGAAGGCUGGUCUUGGUCAACAAGGUCAGGUCAGCGGCAAAGAAUGGCGCGGUUGCUUUGGAGGUAAAAUAUCGGGCAUAUACGGACCGAUGAAAAGAGUAUAUAGAAUAGAUGGCUAGAAAUCUAUCGAACCAAGUAGAAUCCUUGGCAGAGUUCGUGUAUGUACGCCUCUUAGCUAGGUAUCUCG
This is a messenger RNA of Aspergillus wentii DTO 134E9, 1590 nucleotides long. RefSeq names its product trypacidin cluster transcriptional coactivator tpcD (gene tpcD). The record is from RefSeq and is a predicted model, not a curated record. Gene Ontology annotation, molecular function: methyltransferase activity. NCBI's taxonomy places the organism in Eukaryota, Fungi, Ascomycota, Eurotiomycetes, Eurotiales, Aspergillaceae. Bases 237 to 1496 code for a protein of 419 amino acids. The transcript has 2 exons.